This is a messenger RNA of Funneliformis mosseae, 129 nucleotides long. Lineage: Eukaryota; Fungi; Glomeromycota; Glomeromycetes; Glomerales; Glomeraceae. The record is from the annotation of a GenBank genome assembly.
CAACUUGAAAAAGAAACAAAUGAAAUUCUAACAGAAUUGACAAAUUAUGAUAAAGAAAAUAUUAACCUGGAAGAAAGAAGAAAACACGCAAUUUCUAAACUGAAGAAAGUGACAAUGACAAUUUCUACA